AAAAUUAUCCUUCUUUUCACAUUCGCUACUUCAGAAAAAAAACAAAGAGAAGUCAAAAUGGCUUCACGUAUGAGCUUAUGUCUUUUGUUGGUUCUUGCUGCUGCUACAACAAGAGCUUCUUCUCUAUUAUGUCCUCAUUACUAUGAUAAACUGUGUCCUGAAGCUUUACCAACUAUUAAACGAGUUGUUGAGGCUGCUGUGCGCAAAGAAAAAAGAAUGGGUGCUUCUUUAUUGCGCCUUCACUUCCAUGACUGUUUUGUUAAUGGUUGUGAUGCAUCAGUUCUUUUAGAUCCUUCUCCCACCAUUGACAGUGAAAAAGAAGCUCUCCCUAACAAAAAUUCCAUUAGAGGAUUUGAAGUUAUUGACCGGAUCAAGUCAGAGGUGGAUAAAGCAUGUGGAGGCUCAGUGGUCUCCUGCGCAGACAUCUUAGCUGUUGCAGCUCGCGAUUCUGUUGUAGCGCUAAAAGGACCAACAUGGAAGGUGCCAUUAGGGAGGAAAGACUCGACCACAGCUAACAGAACGAAAGCUGAAACAGACCUUCCAGGACCAUUUUUAGACCUUCCUGGGCUCAUUGACGGCUUCAAGAAGCAAGGACUAAACCAGAAAGACCUAGUUGUGUUAUCUGGAGGCCAUACGUUAGGUUUUUCAAAGUGCGGCGCUUUCAGGGAAAGAAUCUACAAUGAAACUAACAUCGACCCAGAAUUUGCACAAGAACGAAGAUUAACUUGUCCAAGAGUUGGAAAUGACACAAAUCUUGCACCAUUUGAUCCAACUCCUGCUCGUUUUGACAUGGCUUAUUUCACCAGCUUGACAAAGUUAAAAGGACUUCUUCAUUCUGAUCAACAGCUAUUUAAUGGCGGGUCUACUGAUGCGCUUGUAAAGACUUACAGUUCAAAUGCCGAAGCUUUUAGGGCUGAUUUUGCUAAGUCUAUGAUUAGAAUGGGGAAUAUUAAACCACCGACUGGAAGUCAAGGUGAAGUUCGUUUGAAUUGUAGGGUGGUGAAUAAGGCAGUAUGGGAAAUGUAGUUUUAUCUGUUAAUUCCAACUGUAUGAUUCCUGAUACAGACAUACGGUAUUAAUUGUCUGUUGUUAUGUUUAGUUUUCAAGUUCCUUCUUGUGUCUUUUCAUUAAUAAUUAAUUUAUGUAAUAUUUUAUUCUCAAAAAACAAUAUGUAAUCUUUUG
Messenger RNA from Jatropha curcas, 1182 nucleotides. Its product is annotated as cationic peroxidase 1-like. Gene Ontology annotation, molecular function: heme binding; peroxidase activity. The record is from RefSeq and is a predicted model, not a curated record. Gene Ontology annotation, biological process: hydrogen peroxide catabolic process; response to oxidative stress. NCBI's taxonomy places the organism in Eukaryota, Viridiplantae, Streptophyta, Magnoliopsida, Malpighiales, Euphorbiaceae.